Messenger RNA from Papilio xuthus (Asian swallowtail), 2676 nucleotides. RefSeq names its product probable cationic amino acid transporter. The record is from RefSeq and is a predicted model, not a curated record. The transcript is spliced from 19 exons. Gene Ontology annotation, molecular function: amino acid transmembrane transporter activity. Gene Ontology annotation, cellular component: plasma membrane. Bases 1 to 2676 code for a protein of 891 amino acids. NCBI's taxonomy places the organism in Eukaryota, Metazoa, Arthropoda, Insecta, Lepidoptera, Papilionidae. Gene Ontology annotation, biological process: amino acid transport; transmembrane transport.
AUGACGCAGGGUGGCCGCGGGGUGGCGGGGCCAUCAUUGGGGGGCGGCGCGGGGCAACGGGCAGUCUCCUCCCGCGCCCCGCUCGAUCCUCGCAAUCCACCCGCGGCCCCCGCUGGCCAGGACGCUGCCGGUUUCGGUGGUAAUACCGCAAAAGUGGCGAAUAUAUUCAACAUGCUAAGUCUUCGUCAGCGUAUUCGGGAGAUUGAUUGGGGGUUGUACCGUGUUAGAGUUCAUAACAUCUUCAUAAAACUCAUACGGACCCGCAAUCCAAGCGAGCCCGGAAGCACUGAGGAAUCAGGUGCAAACCAAGGGAUUCGUUUAACGAGAUGCCUGACCACCCAGGAUCUCACCUCCCUUGGCGUCGGAUCUUGCGUGGGUACCGGAAUGUACCUGGUUACCGGGAUGGUGGCCAGCAGGUUUGCCGGACCGGGAGUGGCUGUUAGUUUUGUUAUCGCUGCUAUAGCCAGUCUAUUUUCCGGUGUCUGCUACGCCGAGUUUGGAGUACGCGUGCCCAACACCACCGGGUCUGCAUACAUGUACUCCUACGUCACGGUUGGAGAAUUUGUUGCUUUCGUGGUCGGCUGGAAUAUGGUCCUCGAAUAUGUGAUUGGUACGAGUGCUUGCGCCCGCGCAUUGAGUGCCUGUAUCAAUACCUUGUCCGAUGGAGCCAUCGAACGAUCCGUUGGCAACAAUGUUGGAACCCUUUUUGGCAAACCCCCUGAUGUUCUUGCGUUUGGAAUAACUCUAAUGAUGACAAUGGUUUUGGUCGCUGGCGUCAAAAAAUCACUCGUUUUUAAUAACGUUCUCAACGCUAUUAAUCUUACUGUAUGGGUAUUCAUCUUAUCCGCUGGAGUCUUUUACAUUGAUGUCGCUAACUGGACUGAGCAUAAAGGAUUUCUGCCCUACGGUUGGAGUGGUGUUUUUAGCGGUGCAGCGACUUGCUUCUACGCAUUUAUUGGAUUUGAUAUCAUUGCUACUACUGGAGAAGAGGCCAAUAAUCCCAAGAAGUCCAUCCCUCUUGCGAUUAUACUGAGUCUGGGUAUCAUAACAAUUGCUUAUGUCAGCUGUUCCCUCAUCCUGACAUUGCUGGUGCCCUACGACGAAGUUGAUACCACCUCGGCCUUGGUGCAAAUGUUUGAUCACGUCAAUGCCCCCACUGCUAAAAUCAUUGUGGCAGUAGGUGCUCUUUCUGGACUUACUGUUGCUAUGUUUGGCUCCAUGUUCCCCAUGCCCAGGAUUCUUUAUGCCAUGGCCCAAGACGGUCUCCUCUAUCGUCCGCUAAGCGCUGUGUCGCAGAAGACUAGUUCGCCGACAUUUGCUACGGUCAUCGGAGGGAUCACUGCGGCUUUGGUUUCCUUGGUCGUGCAACUUGAAAUUCUCGUCGAAAUGAUGAGUAUUGGUACUCUGAUAGCUUACUCUCUCGUUUCCACCUGCGUGCUCAUUUUGCGUUACCAACCUUACGCCAACAACCUGAUCGAGCUGCUGCCGCAAAGUCUACGUACGCCGAUUGACCUGGAGGGUACCGCUGGACGGAGAGAAACCACAAUAGAGGUGACAUCUCACACCCAGAUGGCCCCUAGUCAACGCAUAAUGAUUCGUCGAGUGACCCAAAGUUCUCCGGACUCUGAUGACACCAUAGCCGAUGACAGCGAGGAAUAUUUCCGCGAUGACACCUAUCUAAUGAACCCCACCGGUGAUAACAACAAGUUUUACGGAAACAUCCACUGCGGUCUAUCAGGCGGUACAACGCGCUACGGAAGAUUCUUUAACGACAUCUACCGUCGGCUGCAGGGCUUAUCAUACCUUUGCCCUGGCCUCUUCCCAUGGGUAGAAAAUGGACCAGCAACCGAAGCGUCAGGAAUUUUCGUGGUUAAAGCUGUUGGCAUUAUGUUCGUCUUGAUAAUAAUUUUCGACCUGCUUGCCGCCUAUGCGACUCCGACAUCUUUUGACUUUACCGCAAUCGUAAUGAUGCUGCUAUUCUUCGCCAUAUUUAUUAUCUUGCUUAUGAUCUCGAGGAAACCACAGAAUCGAAUUAAUCAGAUUUAUCUUGCGCCAUGGGUACCUUUCGUGCCUACUAUUGCGGUUGCUACCAACAUUUACUUGAUAUUGAACCUUUCGAUUUUGACGUUGGUGCGUUUCGCGAUUUGGAUGGCCCUUGGUCUGAUUGUAUAUUUCAAAUACGGCAUUAAAAACUCCGUGCUGGAAAACCCUCCCGCGCAAGACCAAAUUCCGCCAAUGCAACCUAGCGCCAUGGAGCGGGCUUCCGCUCCCAUUAUUUGUAGCCAGCCGCGUCGUAUUGGAGACCGCAAUAUCUUUGAGGGUGACGGAUCCAACCGGAUGUUCGGAUCUGAUUUUUCUCAACCCAUACUGACUUGGCAUGAGUCUAACCUGACGCCCCUCCCAUCGACCAGCUAUGAGUCCUCUACUAGCCUUGGCAUGUCCUCCGGAUCGGAAAAUACUCGCGACCAAGCCAGUAGCGUAUCCCUGCGUGGUAGUUUUGGCCACACCAUCGUCAACCGUGGACACUCUCUGAAACGUGGCGCAACUAAUACCACCAAAGGAUUUAAGCAGAUCGAGACACGUUAUGACGCUAAAACUAACAGCAUUUCUUCGCAUACCAUGAGCCGUCCUCCAUGGGCAAACCCGGACUCGCUGCACGGCAAUUGGGACGAUUAA